AUGGCGAUCCUGCAGGACUGGUGUGGGUGGAUGGGCGUGAAUGCCCAACGUUCGGUGCUCAUCCUGGGCAUCCCUGAUGACAGUGAGGAAGAAGAAUUCCAGCAAGCAGUGCGGGGUGCCUUCAGGCAUCUGGGCAGAUACCGGGUGCUUGGCAAGGUCUUCAGAAAGGAGAUUGGGGCGAAGGUCGCUUUGAUUGAAUUCGCCGACAACUUAAGUCAACGUUUGAUCCCGCAACAAAUUCAAAAUAAUAGGGAGCCCUGGACUGUGGCCUUUCUGCCUCAGGUCCCUGAUGCUGAGUUUGAGGGGAGAUUUAGUUUCCCUGCACAGGUCCAUGAGCAAGCUUUUGCAGGGGCUGCAGCUGGGGCAGGGGCUGAAGCUGAGGGAGUAGAUGAGCCAGGAGCACCAGGAGAGGAAGGAGCUGUAGGCGAGGAAGGAGGAAGUAGUGAGGACGAAGGAGCAGCAGGUGAGGAAGAAAUGGGUGAGGAGGGAGCAGCAGGUGAAGCAAGAGGGUCUGAUGGGGAAGUAGAAGAUGAAGAAGGAGCAACAGAGGAGGAAGGGGAAACCAAGGGAGGAGAAACGGAGGAAGGAGAAAUGGAGGAAGGAGUACUGGACGAGGAAGAAGCUGGAGGUGAAGCAGGAGUGUCAGAUGAGGACAUAGAUGAGGAAGUUGUACUUGACGCACAGGCUAUUGAGGAAGCAAAGAUGUCAGAUGAGGAAGGAUCUGGAGGUGACGUGGGAAUUGUAGGUGUUCUAGGAGCUGUGGGUUGGGCAGGAGCAGCAGGUGAAGGAGGAGUUUUAGAGGCAGGAGGAGGUGAUGAAGGAUCUGCGGGUGAUGAGAGGUCUGGAAGUGGUGAGAGAUAUGCAGGGGUCGAAGGGUCUGUGGAUGGUGCAGGAGCAGCAGGACAGGGGGAAGGUGUAGGGGAUGCAAGAAUGUCAGAUGAGGGAGCUGCAGGUGACAUGGGAGUUGCAGGUGUUAGAGGAGCUGUGGGUUUGGCAGGAGGUUCAGGUGAGGAAGGGGAUUUUGACACAGCAGGAGGUGCACAUGGAGCAGGAGCCUGGACCCAGCAGUGGAGCCAGGACCUGCAGUCCAUCCUGGAUAACAUGGCCUACCAGGAGCUGAGACCCUUCUCUGGGUUGGAAGAGCCUGGCUGUGGAGGAGAGGCCUUUGAGAGCUGGCUGACCCAUGCCAACGACAUGCUGUACCUGUGGCGCCACAUACCCGAGAGGGAGAGGCGGCGACGGCUGAUGGAGAGCUUGGGAGGUCCUGCUCUGGAUAUCCUCUAUGGGUUUCUGGAAGAGCAUCCAGAUACCCCUGCGCAGGAGUGCCUGGCUGCACUGGCACAGGCAUUUCGCGGCCAGGAUAUGGUGAUGGCGGCACGGCUGAAGUUCAUGACUUGCUGUCAGCAGCCUCAGGAGACUCUCUUUGACUACAUGAUGCGUCUGGAAGGACUGCUGCAGGUGGCUGUGGAGAAGGGGGGCAUCCAGCCCGCAAUGGUGGAACAGUUGUGGGACCAGAAGGUGCUGAUGCAGGCCCAACCCAACCAGAUGCUGCACAACAACCCGAGAAAGAUGGAGAUGCAGAGGGGAGCCCCUGGCUUUCUGGAGCAGCUCAGUCUCCUUCAGGAGACUGAAGCAUGGGAGGCAGCUCUGACUGAAAAUGUGCAGGUCCAAAUGCAGGAAGGGGUGGAAGUGUGCGGUGGUGGUGGUGGUGGUGAGCUGAAUGUGGCCCAGGGUGCCCUUGUCAGUGCUGAGGGGGUCGACCCUGCAUGUGCUGGUGGAGAGGCCUCCCCAGCCAGUGAAGCCCCUGGCAGAGCUGCUGCUGUCUCUGAGCUUGCUACUGAGGCAGAUCCUGAUGGUGAUCGUACCAUAAAGGCAGGCCCUGGCUCUAGUGAGGCAAAGGUCUCCACUGAUACUCAGGAAGAUGAAAAUAUAUCUUCCGCUGCUGGUCCAGUUGGGCCUGAAACCUUGGUCCAUUCAGGAGAGCAGGAAGUGGAAGAGCCUAUACCAGAGGGGCUCAAAGAGGAGUCAGGAAAUGAAGCUGGGGCAUGGGAAGCUAGUUACCCCAAAUCCUUCUUGGGCAAAUAG
This is a messenger RNA of Nannospalax galili (Upper Galilee mountains blind mole rat), 2085 nucleotides long. RefSeq names its product paraneoplastic antigen Ma6F-like. The transcript has a single exon. Lineage: Eukaryota; Metazoa; Chordata; Mammalia; Rodentia; Spalacidae. The record is from RefSeq and is a predicted model, not a curated record. Bases 1 to 2085 code for a protein of 694 amino acids.